AGUCAGUCAGCUGUCUUCUUUUGUCCUGUUCAAAGUUGGUCUGUAGUCACCAAAGUCGCAAGUUGAACAGAACAAAACGAAAAGUGAAAUUUAAGGAUUUUAUACUUUUUGCUUUUAAAACAAUCAAAGAUCUCGAGUGUAAACGUAUCCUGUAGGAUUUUAACAAAAUAUUAUCCCAAAGUUGAAGACACAAACCUUGUUUGAGUGACAUUCGCCAGCUUCGAUAUACAGAAUUAAAAACGGUGUGAUAAGUCUAUAAGACAAUAUAAUCAAAAUGAAUAGCAUUGUUAAAGUGUUUAGUAAUUUUCGCGAAUUCUAUAGCGAAAUUAAUGGUGCGACGCUCACAGGGGCCAUUGAUGUAAUCAUAGUAGAACAACCAGAUGGAUCGUUCGUAUGUUCUCCGUUUCAUGUGCGUUUCGGCAAGCUUGGAGUGCUACGAAGUCGCGAGAAAAUUGUCGAUAUUGAAAUCAAUGGUGAUCCAGUCGAUAUACACAUGAAGCUGGGUGAAUCUGGCGAGGCUUUUUUUGUCGAGGAGUGUCUUGAAGAGGAUGGUGAAGUGCCCGCGCAUAUGGCCACCUCGCCAAUACCCACUAGUUCGUUUGAUGCAAAUUACGAAAAUUCUAUCGUGACAGUUUCUCAGAAUAUAGAAGACGAAAAUUUGCCAAGGCCAAGGCGCAAUUCAAUUGAUCUAUCGAAAGAAAAUACCGAAUCCGAAAAAUCCAAAUUUGAAAACCAGAAAUCCGAUUACAGCCAUAGAAGGCACACUGACAACACUACCGGAAGACCCGAUUUAACGCUUACCAAGAAAGAAUACACUACACAAAAGAUUCGCCAAGAGUGGGCCGAAGCAGAACAGGAACAAAUUUUCCAAAUGGAUGGAAUUGAAAGCUCCAGCGCUGAUUGGCAAAAUAGCACAUUACUUUCUACUAAUAAUGAAGAGGAUAAACACUUUAAACCUAUCGAAGUAGUUCCUACCUCAACGGAAUUAAAAUCAACUAAUGCGGAACCAGUUAACCAAGAAGAUCAACAAGUACAGUCCUUAGAAGAUAAGACUAAUGUCGAUUGCAAAUCGAAAAAGAAACGCAGGAAGAAGUCUGUCAUGAAGAAGAAAAACUCCCAGCGUAAAAAUUCUUCCAGCAGCUCUGGCGGAUCAAACCAUUCUGAUCAGAACGAUGGAAUUGAAACCGACAGUUUAACUGUGUCCCAACCUACUGCCUCAUCAGCAAGCGAGUCUCCCAAGGAGAGCCUAACCAACAAUUCAGCAACGGUUACCGCCGUACUAACGGAGAGUGCCCCGAAGGAAACGCCGGAGUCAUCAAACCGAGGUCAUGAAUUAGAUAUUCAUUUCUUUAGUGAUACCGAAAUUACUUCCGGAGCUAGUCCACGCCAAUCACGCCCAUCAACCCCAAUACAAAGUGAUACGGAGUUUGAAAUUUCACAACGUGAGAAGUCCGAAGGCGACAAUAUGUCUGCUUCGUGGAAGUGGGGAGAGCUUCCAACAAAACCUGAGGAUACUGAAGAUUUGACCACCACUCAGGGCAAACAAGCUCAACGGAAUUCAAUGCUCAGUGGUUUGAUGAGCUUCAUGAAAUAUAAUAAGAAAAUGCGAAAAAAUGUUCCUGAUGGUUUGUAUCUUUCGGAUCUUGACGAAUCUUUGGAUCCAGAGGUGGCUGCUCUUUAUUUCCCUCCCGCUUCAUCUAAAGCACAGCAUGUGCAAACUGAAGAGGACAGGGAGAGUGGCAAUGGAACAUCUCUACCACAUAGUCCUACAUCAUUGGAAGGUAUCAAGAGUUUGGAUUCCGAUUUUGACGACAACAAGGACAAGCUUUCUUUAGAUUUCAUCGCCCUUUCGCUUUGUGGUGGAUUGGAUAAUGGUACACCUACGUAUGAAGAAUUUGAGAAACACCGCCUUCAGUACUCAGAUGUGUGCAACAAUCCGACGAUAUUCGCUUCAUCUGAUCUUGUAGUGCGUAUUAAUGAUAAAUAUUGCUCUUGGCAAGUCGCCUGUCCUCAGGUCAUGACAAUGUUAGCAUUCCAAAAAACACUUCCAAACGAACUCUCGGAAACUCCUACUAAGCCAAAAUCAUUAGAUGUGGCGGCAGCUGGUUCCCUAGAGGCUGAUGCGCAGACUAAUAAGAAACAAAUUUCGCAAACAUCAGAGGUCAAUCAGGGAGGUCGUUGGUGGUAUUGGCGUAGAUCAAACGAUAAAUCCACUAUGAAAACGGACAAUGAGCCUGAACAGCCGUCAAAAACAUCCGUCAUAGCGACUCAAACUUCUCGAUCCAAUACCCCAGAAGAUGUAGGAACAAUGACGGAAAGUCUCAGCAAAGCAAAAGAGGACGGAUACAAUGGUUCCUUAAGUUCGGAAGAUUCUGAGCUUCCUGCGGAUCAACCUGUGCAGCAAGAGCUUAUACUGAACAAAUCAGAGAGUUUUGUUGAAAAGUUCCGAAAAACGCUUCGUCUAUCGUCAGAACAAAUAGAAAGUCUCAAUCUAAACGAAGGCAUGAAUGAAAUUGUAUUUAGUGUUACUACUGCCUACCAAGGAACUACACGUUGCAAAUGCUACUUGUUCAAGUGGAGAUACAACGAUAAAGUAGUGAUCUCCGAUAUCGACGGAACUAUUACAAAAUCUGACGUUCUUGGCCACAUUCUACCGAUGGUUGGCAAAACUUGGGAACAAAUAGGGGUAGCACAGCUGUUCUCGAAAAUCGAAGAAAACGGUUACAAGAUGCUGUAUCUUUCAGCGCGUGCCAUUGGUCAAUCGAAGACAACCAGAGAUUAUUUGCAGUCGAUACGACAGGGCGAUGUAAAGCUGCCGGAUGGUCCAUUACUACUUAACCCUACCUCGUUGAUGUCAGCGUUUCACCGAGAAGUAAUCGAAAAGAAACCGGAACAGUUUAAAAUAGCUUGCCUGAGUGACAUCCAGGCACUAUUUCCGGACAAAAAUCCAUUCUACGCAGGUUACGGAAACAGGAUAAACGAUGUGUGGGCUUAUCGUGCAGUUGGGAUACCCAUCUCCCGCAUUUUCACAAUUAACACGAAGGGCGAACUAAAACAUGAGUUGACACAAACAUUCCAGUCUACUUACGCAAACAUGGCAUACAUUGUGGAUCAACUAUUUCCCCCCAUAAAGCAUAUCGAGGAAGAAGAUAGCGAGUACACAAGUUUCAACUACUGGCGAGAUCCAGUGCCGGACAUAGAGCUGAACCUUGAUAUGUCCAGCGGUUCUCAGAGUGGAAGCGGUAGUUCGACGCCGGUUUCACUGCUAUCGGGAAAAGUGACUCCCACUGCUACUUUGGUACAGCAGGCCCUACCGACUAUACCGGAAAAUUAAAGCUUGUUUUAUUUUGUUUUCCAAAAAUAACAAUAUUUUCUAUCGCGUAUCAGUAUCGUAUCAGAAACAAUGUGGGUAAGAAUAAAUGUUGUCACAGAAUAACUUUUAGCUUUUUACGCAGAUAGAAGCUUAAAUCAUCAUAACCGAAUCAUGGAUAAACCCCUAAACAGCUUUGAAAACCUCACCGAUGUAUCCUUUAAUAGCUUAAUCCGUGGCUUUUGAAUUAGGUUAAAUAAUAUUUCUUUUGUUUGUCCACCUUUGAUAGGUAGGAACUUGUAUCGAAAUCAACUAAAUAGAUACACAGAUAGGAUCGCUUUCUCAUAGAAAUCAGCUUAUAGAUAGGAUAAGUGCUCAAAAUUGGGAGUGCUAAUCUAUUUUUAGAGAGACCGAUAAUUAUUUGUAAAAGGAGUUAAGCCGUAGAUUACCAAAGUUUUGGGGUACGACACCCUUUCUCAUGGAGGGGGACGCUAUUUUCUAGCUUUGGAAAACUAUGAGUUGAACAGCGAGGACAGCGAGUCUGUCCUGAAUAGAACUAAUGACAUGUGAUAAUAAUUUCUAUUUAUGUUUUUUUCUUUUUCAUAUAUUUUAGCUAUUAGUUUUCAAAUAAAAAAACAAAUCAUAUUAUAAAAGACAUGGAACUAUAGCGACAAUGGUUUUUGACACCUCAUUCUCAACUUGGUUGCAUAACGCAAUAAACGCUUGCCACGCAACGCUGCUCGACCGAUAAGACGUGACGUUAUAGUGACGUUAUACGUACAACUGUCCCAUUUUGCUUUGCUACGACUGCGCUGGUGGUGGUCGUGCAUUUGCCCAUCAGACAUAAAGGCUACCGUUUACUACAGCCCAUCAAGAAUACAUAGAAUACCUAAUCAAUUGUUCGACUAUAUUGGUGCCACAAGCGGUCAUCAGCGCAUCGUAGAAAAAUAACCUGCGACAAUAAUACGUAGAAUAGAAUCGAUUCUCGACACGUACUAAAUCGGUAAGACACUAUGGGAUUAGAUUCUCCAGCACAGUGUUGUCUACAUAGAACCAUGACAUGACAAAAGUGGAUAAGCUCGACAUUUUGAAAAAGUAUUUCAUUGAAUACAUUAAAUAAACGCUAAAGAAUUGUGCUUGAA
Armigeres subalbatus is the source of this 4452-nucleotide messenger RNA. RefSeq names its product phosphatidate phosphatase LPIN3 (gene Lpin). Gene Ontology annotation, biological process: positive regulation of transcription by RNA polymerase II; triglyceride biosynthetic process; cellular response to insulin stimulus. The transcript has 6 exons. Gene Ontology annotation, cellular component: nucleus. The record is from RefSeq and is a predicted model, not a curated record. The coding region runs from base 275 to 3334 and encodes 1019 amino acids. Lineage: Eukaryota; Metazoa; Arthropoda; Insecta; Diptera; Culicidae. Gene Ontology annotation, molecular function: transcription coactivator activity; phosphatidate phosphatase activity.